Tripterygium wilfordii is the source of this 2891-nucleotide messenger RNA. RefSeq lists its product as uncharacterized. Gene Ontology annotation, molecular function: protein binding. Gene Ontology annotation, cellular component: intracellular membrane-bounded organelle. Bases 241 to 2529 code for a protein of 762 amino acids. Gene Ontology annotation, biological process: autophagy. NCBI's taxonomy places the organism in Eukaryota, Viridiplantae, Streptophyta, Magnoliopsida, Celastrales, Celastraceae. The transcript has 15 exons. The record is from RefSeq and is a predicted model, not a curated record.
AACGUCAUUACCGAAAAAAAGAAAGGGAAACGCAGCUGCCCCUGCCUAAACAAAAGAGAAAAGAAACAGCGUAUGUUCGUUGAUGCACCCGGCCUUGGCCUCCGCUCCGGUUUCUCUGUCCCACCCUUUGUUCAUCAAUAUUUGAAUUUUCCGAGAAAAUUCGGUUUUUCUUCUAUCAUGAGAUUUUGACGGAAAUUUCUGGAGCAUGAGCUUAUCAAUCCGCAGACAUAGACACAUACAAUGAGGGGAUCGUUGUGGGAAGACGAAGCCAACGCCACAUCAACGUCGACCCCUCAUCCACGCGUUCCUCCUCACACAGCUCCUGCGAAUCUCAAUUCCACCUACAGUGGUAAUGUCUUCCGUUUGCUGGCCCAAAGAGAGGUUGUCCCUCGAACGAAGCAUUCAAGUAAAAGACAAUGGAGAGAAGCUUCUAAAGAGCAUCUUGAUUCCUUCGGGCCUAGGUCUGAAGCAAUACGAGAUGCAAGGCGUGGUCUCAUCUCAUGGGUAGAGGCUGAAUCAUUACGGCAUUUAUCAGCCAAGUAUUGCUCAUUACUGCCUCCUCCAAGGUCAACCAUUGCAGCUGCUUUCAGCCAUGAUGGAAAGACAAUUGCUUCUACACAUGGGGACCAUACAGUAAAGAUCAUUGAUUGCCAAACUGGGAGCUGCUUAAAGGUGUUGAGUGGACAUCGGAGGACACCCUGGGUGGUUAGGUUUCAUCCAUUGUAUUCAGAAAUAGUUGCGAGUGGAAGUUUGGAUCACGAAGUGCGUUUGUGGAAUGCAAACACUGCAGAGUGUAUAGGAUCACGUGAAUUCUGCCGUCCAAUUGCUUCUCUUGCUUUCCAUGCCCAUGGUGACCUUCUUGCUGUAGCUUCUGGUCAUAAGCUAUAUGUAUGGAACUAUAACAAGAGAGGCGAGGCGUCGUCACCAGCAGUUUUACUGAGGACACGACGUUCACUUCGAGCUGUGCAUUUUCAUCCGCAUGCAUUUCCUUUUCUUUUGACUGCUGAGGUCAAUGAUUUUGACUCGUCCGAGUCCUCAGUAACACUUGCAACUUCUCCGGGUUACCUGCGGUAUCCUCCUGCUACUGUAUAUUUGGCAGAUGCUCAUUCUGUUGGCCGUCCUAGUUUAGCGGAUGAACUACCUAUAACAUCGUUACCCCUUUUGAUGUGGCCUUCAUUUGCUAGAGAUGAUGGAAGGAUCUCUGUGCAGCACACUGAUGGAGAUGUUGUUUUAAGUAGUGUGCGAGAGAGGGUGGAUCCUUCUGCUUCUGUCCGGCUUCUGACAUAUUCGACCCCAUCAGGACAGUAUGAACUUCUGUUGUCUCCUAUUGAGCCUAACAGCUCGUCUCCCGUGCCAGAAGAAACAAGGACUGAUUCUCUGAUGAACGAAGUGGAUAAUUCUGCGAUGGAUACUGUGGAAACUCUGGAAGUACAACCUGGUGAGAGAAAUAAUCACGUUUUCUCUUUCGGCGAUCCCACAAAUUGGGAGCUUCCUUUCUUGCAAGGGUGGUUAGUUGGCCAAAGCCAAGCUGGACAGCGCCGUUUGAGUUCGCUUAGUGGUUUCUCUCAUGAGAAUUUGGCUGCUAAUGCUGAUACAGAAAAUCUUGUUACUUCCUCCGCAAUGCCAAUCAAUGUUGAUCAAUCCAGGGUCACUGGAAGGUCUAAUUCACGCCAUCGCUCCUUACGAUCACAUACAGUGCCUGCAGCUGGAUCCAGUGAAAAUAAUUCUUUAAACAACAUUCCACGUAGUGGAAUUGAUACCCAACCUGUUAGUAGAAUCCAAUCUGAACUUGCCUCAUCUCUCGCUGCAGCUGCAGAGUUGCCUUGCACAGUGAAGUUAAGAAUCUGGUCUCAUGAUAUAAGAGAUCCAUAUACUCCUCUUGAUGAACAACCUUGUCGCUUAACUAUACCACAUGCUGUACUUUGUAGUGAAAUGGGUGCCCAUUUUUCUCCUUGUGGGAGAUUUUUAGCUGCCUGUGUAGCAUGUGUGCUGCCUCAUGUGGAAGCUGAACCUGGCUUACAAUCCAUGGUGCAGAAUGAUUUUGCAGAUGCUUCAACAUCCCCAACACGUCAUCCAAUAUUGUCUCGUCAAGUUGUGUAUGAGCUUCGGAUAUAUUCUCUCGAGGAGGCAACAUUCGGCGUGGUGCUUGUAUCACGAGCUAUAAGAGCAGCUCAUUGUUUAACUUCAAUUCAGUUCUCACCCACGUCAGAGCACUUAUUGCUUGCCUAUGGUCGUCACCAUAGUUCUCUUCUUAAAAGUGUUGUAAUUGAUGGCGAGACAACAGUUCCAAUUUAUACCAUUCUUGAGGUUUAUAGAGUCUCUGAUAUGGAACUUGUGAGAGUUCUUUCCAGUGCAGAGGAUGAGGUCAAUGUAGCAUGCUUUCAUCCCUCAGUUGGAGGUGGCCUCAUAUACGGAACCAAGGAAGGCAAGCUUAGAAUCCUGCAGUUUGAGAGUUGUGGAAUGAAUAUGUCAUCUUCUUUUCUUGAGGAAAACAUGCUUGAGGUACCGACAUAUGCUUCAGAAUGCUAAUCGCUGGCAAUCAUAAGCCAAUUAACAUGGAGGGAUCGUAGCAUGCCCGAUUAUUUUUUAGAGGCGGUUGCUGAAGAUUUGUGUAAUGUAAGCCUGUUGUAUUUUCAAAGAUUUUACUUAGAAAGUAUAUGAGGGAGUUAGUUCUCGGAAAUCUGUACAACAAUUAAUGUAUUAAUGUGCAGCAGCAUUGUUCUGGAACUGAAAGUGAGUUUUACAACUCCAGAGGAAAAGCUUUGUAUCAAACGUCAGUUGACUAGAAUCACUUCUUCUGGUCCCAAAUUUUCUUUAUGUAAUAUUGUAAUGGAAUUUUUUUUUUAUUUUCUUACAUAUUAAGAAUGAAUUCACAAAAUUUUUAAUUAAUA